Messenger RNA from Prorocentrum cordatum, 459 nucleotides. Lineage: Eukaryota; Dinophyceae; Prorocentrales; Prorocentraceae. The record is from the annotation of a GenBank genome assembly.
AUGGUCGCUUUCAGUUUGUCGGAAAACAGCUCUGGCCUCUCGGCUGGCAGCACAGCAGCACUGACUAAGCAGCAGACCUCUUUGCCCUCGUUGUUGGCGUCGGUGGCGCCGGCAGGAGCAGACUCAGACGAUGACGAUCUCGGACUCCAGCCGCCGCGGCGGACGUCGUGGCCUCUGGGCGCCGCUGGCCGUAGCUCUCUGGUCGAGUUUUUGUUGCGAUGUCGCAGGUUUUUCGUGACGUCGGACCUCAGGGUGCCGUCCUCGUGGGGUUACCGCUCGCCCCGUGCUGCCCCGGCCAGCCGGCGGGCGCUGCCACGCGUGCGCAAGGUCUCGUGGGGGCGGGUGAGGGCUGCGAUCGUUGCCCUCACCGCACCCUGCGGGGUCGCUGCUUUCCUCCGCCCUGCGCUGCGUCAGGCGCGCAGCGCGCACGCCUCCUCCCGAGGGGACCAGCGCCCGUAG